AUGUUUUUCUUUCUUUCUUUCAAUUUGUAUCUCUCUCUCCCUCCCUCUUCCUCUCUCUUUCCCUCUCUCUCCCCCUCUCUCAUUCUUUUUUUUUUAAAUUUUUCUUCAUUUUCAAAAGAUUUGUAUCGUCGUGUUUUGCAAUCUUUCUUUCUUUCUUUAUUUCUUCUUUCUUUCUUUUUUCAAAUUUCUCUAAUCGUGUUUUCCUUGUUUCUUUCUUUAAUUUUGUGCUUUUGUUCUCUUUCUUUCUCUUUUUCUCAUCUUCCUUUUUUUGUAAUAUUUCAUGUUUUGUUUAAAGAUUUCUAUAAUCCUGUUUUCUUUCUUUCAUUUUCAACAAUUGUCUUUUACUUUUAUCUUUGUACUAUCAACAUGUUUUCUUAUUUCUUCUUUCUUUCUCUUUCUUCUUUUGCGUCUCUUUUCUUUUCUAAAAAUUUAUAUUACCUUGUUUUUCUUGUUUCUUUCUUUCAUCAAAUUUUAAUUUUGUUUAAUUUUUAUAAAAAAUUUGUAACUCUACGAAUUUCUUUCUUUCUUUUUUCCUUUCUUUCUUUUUUCUUUCUUUCUUUUUUCCUUUCUUUCUUUUUUCCUUUCUUUCUUUUUCUUUCAUUCAUUCUAGACACACCCGUUAAUGAAGUACUCGAUGAUCCCAACCGGAAGAUGUACAUUUCACUGUUUAUAAAUAAAAAGGAAUAUUGA
Acanthosepion pharaonis is the source of this 690-nucleotide messenger RNA. The record is from the annotation of a GenBank genome assembly. NCBI's taxonomy places the organism in Eukaryota, Metazoa, Mollusca, Cephalopoda, Sepiida, Sepiidae.